GCAUAAUGGCUGCCCUCAGACCCCUGGUGAAGCCAAAGAUAGUCAAAAAGAGGACCAAGAAAUUCAUCCGCCACCAGUCAGACCGUUAUGUCAAAAUUAAGCGUAAUUGGCGCAAGCCCAGAGGCAUCGACAACAGGGUUCGGAGAAGAUUUAAGGGCCAGAUCUUGAUGCCCAACAUUGGUUACGGGAGCAACAAGAAGACAAAACACAUGUUGCCCAGUGGCUUCCGCAAAUUCCUAGUCCACAAUGUCAAGGAGCUGGAGGUGCUGCUGAUGUGUAACAAAUCUUACUGUGCUGAGAUUGCGCACAAUGUUUCCUCCAAGAACCGCAAAGCCAUUGUGGAAAGAGCAGCCCGGCUGGCCAUUAGAGUCACCAAUCCCAAUGCCAGACUGCGCAGCGAAGAAAAUGAAUAGAAAGCUUGUUUGCACAUUUUAUUUGUGCUAAAUAAACCAUAAAAACUG
Elephantulus edwardii (Cape elephant shrew) is the source of this 461-nucleotide messenger RNA. Its product is annotated as 60S ribosomal protein L32-like. Gene Ontology annotation, molecular function: structural constituent of ribosome. NCBI's taxonomy places the organism in Eukaryota, Metazoa, Chordata, Mammalia, Macroscelidea, Macroscelididae. The transcript has 3 exons. Gene Ontology annotation, biological process: translation. The record is from RefSeq and is a predicted model, not a curated record. Gene Ontology annotation, cellular component: ribosome; cytosolic large ribosomal subunit. The coding region runs from base 6 to 413 and encodes 135 amino acids.